This is a messenger RNA of Cloeon dipterum, 822 nucleotides long. RefSeq lists its product as uncharacterized. NCBI's taxonomy places the organism in Eukaryota, Metazoa, Arthropoda, Insecta, Ephemeroptera, Baetidae. Gene Ontology annotation, cellular component: cytoplasm. The record is from RefSeq and is a predicted model, not a curated record. The transcript has 3 exons. Gene Ontology annotation, biological process: response to reactive oxygen species; lipid metabolic process. Bases 52 to 630 code for a protein of 192 amino acids.
CUGCCGGCCGGUGUCUCGUCCCACAUCAGGCCAACAAGUCGUUCAGCCAACAUGAAUAGCUACAUUGUUGUCCUUGCCGCCCUGCUGGCCGUCGCUACCGCUGACCACCACUUUAAGAGGUGCCCCUGGACCAUCGGCAAAUUCCCAUUCGACGAGGCUAAGUUCGCCGGAGAAUGGAACGCCGUCGCCUACUUGCCCAAUGAGAAGUUCGGCGAGAAGAAGUGCACCAAGCUGAGCGUGUCGUCCUUCAAGGGCGAGUCUGGUACCACCCUGAACUACAAGUUCACAUACAUCCAGGACGGCAAGAACAAGGCUGGUGAGAUGAUCACCUUCAGCAAGGGUGAUAAGGGAGCCAUGGCCUACGCCACCUACAAGAAGGAGGAGGCUAGCAGUUUCUCUGCCGUGUACAAGCAGGCUAUUGUGGCCACCGACUACGAUACCUACGCCGUGUUCCUCGCUUGCAGACCCACCUUCAACGAGGAGACCAAGGAGUUCGGUCGCGACCUGCACGCCACCAUCCUCAGCCGCACCACCACCCUCCCUGAGGAGAAGCUGAAGACCCUGAAGAGCCUUCUCACCAGCUACGACAUCGAAUAUGAUAGCAUCAAGCUGGCCGACAACUCUUGCUAAAUUUAACAUGACGACUCCCGCUAAGAAAACUGGACUGAAACUUGACUAAGAAACAAAAUGCAUUUAAGCGCUCAUAGAUUGUGUAGUUUUUAAUGGAACAAACUGAAGAUUUCGAGUUAAUUUUUUUACGAAAUGAUAAAAUGACCUGAAUGUGAGAACUCUUUUAUAAUUAAAGACAAAAAACCCAAAAAA